GGGCGUGAGCCUGGGCGCAACCUGGCCUCUCCGAUGUUCGCAGUUGAUAAGGCGCAUAACUUAAGGCGUAGGGCGCUGCAGUUAUAUGAUAAGAGCGAAAUUAUGCAAAUGCUGCGUGGUGGCUCGGAUCACGACAGCAUGGCGCACGAAAUGAGAUCGGAACCCGCGAUGGAAUGGAUCGUCCUUAUUCCCGAUAUCGAAGGCUCAUUAGAGACGCGGAUGAGAGUGCGAGAAACACAUAUUAAGGAUAUGCUUCGGCAUAUCGACUCUGGUUUAUUCCAAAUGGGCGGGGGCACUUUGGCUGGAAAUACAGUUGACGGUAGCGCCAUUAUUGCCCGCGCCAAAUCUGAAGCAGACAUCAUGUCUGUUCUCAAGACUGACAUUUAUGCUCGAAGCGGAGUUUGGAACCUAGAAAAGAUCAAAUUUAUUCCUUUCAAGUGCGUGUAUCGACGGGAGCAUAUUGAUAAUGCUGUCAUGGGCGCUGGAUGGAAGUUCUGAAGCGGGGUUACUAGCUCUAGAUUAAUAAUUCAGCGUACUUAUAUAUGGAUCAUGUCCACUAAUUCACA
Messenger RNA from Fusarium odoratissimum NRRL 54006, 566 nucleotides. RefSeq lists its product as uncharacterized. Bases 34 to 498 code for a protein of 154 amino acids. NCBI's taxonomy places the organism in Eukaryota, Fungi, Ascomycota, Sordariomycetes, Hypocreales, Nectriaceae. The record is from RefSeq and is a predicted model, not a curated record. The transcript has 3 exons.